Messenger RNA from Hippocampus comes (tiger tail seahorse), 1391 nucleotides. RefSeq lists its product as uncharacterized. Bases 786 to 1391 code for a protein of 201 amino acids. NCBI's taxonomy places the organism in Eukaryota, Metazoa, Chordata, Actinopteri, Syngnathiformes, Syngnathidae. The record is from RefSeq and is a predicted model, not a curated record. The transcript is spliced from 7 exons.
AGCCAGCAGCUAGCCGCUAAGCUAGUGCCCAUUAUAGGCUGGAAAGAUCUAACAGACGACUAUUCAGAGGCAGUUUAAUCGGCGAAACUGACUCGGCGCACUUUUGCUGACAGCCUGACACAGCACAGUUCCCAUUGAUCUCUUUUUUUCCCUUUUUUUUUUUUUUUUUUAACAAACCAAUCUUACUCAACUGGGCUCUCUUUGCCAGCAAAAUCGCUACUGUGGUUCUGAUGUCAUUUCAUCCCAAUACACACUCGUGUUUCUCGGGAAGAAUAUACAGUCUGCUGCUCUGCACAGUUCAAAUUCAAGUUAAAAAAAUUUUUCAUUUUCUAAAUGUGAAAACCAUUUGGUCGUUCGUGAUGAAGUGAAAUGUGUUAUUUUGUCUUAUGUUUUCAUAAUUAUUCGUGAACAAAGAGAAUUUUUUUAUACGAAUACUGGUACUGUACUAGUUUUAAAUCAUGUAGUUAGGUACAAUUUUUAUUUAAUUUUUGAGUGCAAAAACAUGCACAGCCACACAGCCACACCAAAAUCCGCCGCUGUACGCUAUAAUUCUUGAUCCUUGAUGGACUUUGUACAACCAGGCCGGAAGGGCAACAUUUCUACAUCAAACACAACAUUUUUCAUCAUAAUUUUCUCUCCAACAUCAUUUGGGUUUCUUUGUACCUGAUUUAUUUGAUCACGGAACACCCGCAAGGGAACACAAAACUUCCCUUCUCGUCUCUUUGCCUGUCUCACUUCCUCCAUCCUCAUCAUUUGACUCACUUUUGAUUGACACACUCAACAGCAUGGCCCUCUCACACAGCCUCAUCGUAUGCUAUGUCUUCUGCACAGUUAAGCUCCAGCCUGCACAGUUUAUCGCCAAUUCAGGCAACAUGAAUGGAAAAGGCACUCUACCUGCUCUGCAGCUGACAGCCACACCGGACUACCCGGUGGCAGUGGGUCAGAAGGAGGAAGAGAGGUGGCAGGAAGUGGCCAAGGGGCGCACUCUCAUCCUGAGCGAGCCGCGGGAGAGCGGGCUGUACCGCUGCUUCGCUCAAAGAAAUCUCACUGAGAGUGUCAGUCCCAGCCAUGCGGUCUUGAUCAUCUCCAUUCAUGCAAUAGCGAAUGUAGGAAUAACUGCCUUGGUUCUCUCUCUUCUCGCCUUGAUCAUGAAUAUCGCCGUCAUGUUUUGGCUCGGGUGGCAAAGACUUAGAGGCGAGGAGAGUCCUGCCAACAUGGAAACUAAAGGUUUUCCGAAAGCUGAAAAGAAGGACCCAAAGGGGGGUCCUGGUCCUCCCCAGGCCGAGAACGAGGGGCACGUGUACAUGAAUUACUCAAGCACGAACCUAACCUACACAGAACUGGAUCCCACGGGCGGGACUGAGAACAACACGUACUCGGUUCUGCCAUGA